GUUACCAACAUGGCCACGUGCUGAACGUGUUUACGCGAAAGUACGUAAUCAUUCGUAUGUUUCUUGUUCAUACGGCGAAGUAUUGUCCGCGAGAUUACGGUGCUGAGUUUUUUCGACAUGCGUGCACGGUGACUAACCGUUAUUAGCGUGCUCCUUGAGGGCAUGGCUGGUGCAAACAAGAUGUGCACCUGCGACAUCAAGAAUGUGAGUACCUGUUCCUCUGUCAAGCAGGAUGCACCCACUAGUAGAGUGGUAAGGAGUUACCGACCCCAUGGAAGUCUAGCCCGACUACUUUACGAGAAGCAGCGGGCAGACGAGCAGCUCGAGGCCUACGACAAAACUCAGUGGUACAGGGUGGACGCAACCAAGAUUCGGGAGGAUUUGGUCCGUUUAUGGAUCCCCCUUGGAUCGGGACCACAGUGCGACCAACCUGACAAAACUGCCGAAAUCUUCCUAAUGAAAUCCGUUGAGAGAUCAGACUCUUUACCAUUACAAGCGUGGCAUUCUCUGGCAAGAUCCGCUCUGUCCUGGUUCAUCAGCCGCACAUCCAUAAAUGGAUUGCUGGGUCGAGGUUCCAUGCACGUGUUUUCCUCGGAACAAUUUCAAAAGAUGAUGGAUGCGAGUGGCUUUACAGGACCGUGGACCUCUUUAGUGGACUUAGGAGCGGGCGAUGGUGCUACAACCUCGCAUGUCGCACACCUCUUCGAAAAAGUUUAUGCUACAGACAUAUCAGCGCCAAUGAGAUGGGCAUUGGCGAAACGAAAAUUUACGGUGCUCGACGUAGAAAAAUGGCACGAAUCCGGGCCAUUCAACGUGAUACUCUGCCUGAAUCUGUUGGAUCGUUGCGACCGGCCAAACACGCUGCUGCGACGCCUGAAAAAGUCUCUAACUUCCGGCGGACGUCUAGUGGUAGCUCUAGUUCUUCCGUUCAGCCCGUACGUGGAAGUCGGGGAAAGGGGUGAUCACAAACCGUCGGAAUAUUUGCCGGUUAAGGGGAACGGUUUAGAGGGUCAGAUCGCCAGCCUGGUCGACAGAGUAUUCGCCCCGCUCGGCUUGAAGUGCAUCGCAUGGAGCAAGCUGCCGUACCUUUGCGAAGGCGACCUCGGUCAGGCGUAUUAUUUUCUGGACGACGUGGUCUUCAUUCUAGAGGCGCAGCCCGAUAGCGCACAACCCAGUGAAUAACCAAUGCAGCUUUACCUCAUUAGCGUCGCACGACUCGAGACAGCCAGCGAGACGAUACGGAGCAGAGAAGUGACUUUUCGUCCUCAUUGACCGGUUACCGAGCGAACGAAAAAGUGCAGCGUGAACGGGAACACUUAUUUUACUGGACGCACGGCAUAGUUCCCCCUACCAGAAAAACUAUGUCGCGCGUCUAUUGCUUAGUCACGCUUAAGAGCCCACUCAUUUUUGUUCUAUUUCCUUCGCUCGUAGCUGCUUCGCUUUUUUGAAAAGUUGAUCACUGCUAGACGUAGUAGAGGUAAUGGCCGGCGACGAGGUUCACCAAAGAGUGACGCUAAAAAGGUAACACUGUAGUCCAGUGAUUCCCAACCUUCACUCACUUUGCAUACCACUCGACGAAUUGUUUAUCUAAGUUUCUCAAGUUAACAAGACAUUUGUAUUAUUACUAUUAUUAUUAUUAUUAUCAUUAUUAUUAUUAUUAUUAUUAUUAUUAUUAUUAUUAUUAAUACGGUUGCUGUUGUUUGAAACUGCUAUGUCGCAACUGCGAAUGAAUGAUUCAACAAUAGGAUUAAAGGAUACAGUCAGUUGAAGUUAAUAUUUAAUUAACACGCGAAAUGCAUCACGUUGGUUAAUGUAUUGAAUCUUUUACGUUUAACUUAUUAAUACACGGAAUCUUUAAUAUACGUUGAUAUUUAUGACACGCGCAACAAAUGUUCAAUGCGAGAUACAGACAGAAAUCAGGAACUCCAUUCGGUAUACCGUAUUUAUUUCCAAUGAAGGUAUAAGAAAUGACAUCCCUCUCCGGCAUUGUUCUGUAUUCGUGAGUGACAACAGAAACUUAAGUUCAAUAAAUUAAUAAGUUAAAGUCCGUUCUACCUUUUUCCAUUGUUACAUAAUGUUUGUCGCAUACCUCAGGUUGGGAACCACUGUCGCGGUGUCGAUAGCUUUUCGAAGGUCUCGCACGUUCGAGGAUUUUAGGAUAACUUCGCGAUACUCCCGCUUCCGAGUGGACGGACACCGGUUGCUGGAUGGGGACAAAGGCGACGGCCGACAUAAUACAACGUACACACAAACGCCGCGCACAGGCAAGUCACACUUGUAAAAACUUUUAAUGAUUGCUGUCAUGAAUGAGAAUUAUGCGAGAAUACAGAAGAGCAAUACUGGCAAGCGACAACGAGCUUAAUUUGCAGAUACAGCGGUUUAGCGUCUUGGUGUAUCAUAUCGUUAACUGAUUGCUCAUUCGUUUAAGCGAUGAAUGAACAACAAACGGUGCACAUUUUACAACCAUCAUACUGUCAGUGUCAGUGCAGAAAACAUGUACACGAUCUGCGGUAUAAAUACGACGCGAGAGCAAUGAAACUCGGAAACGUAUUCUGAACGAUCUACAUUUGACCUCGCACCGUUCUACUUAGUUUGGUUUCUUUCUUUUUUUUUUACUUUUUUUCAGUUCGACCCCCCCGCGCUUGGCUUUUGUACCAUUUGUCAGAGUCAGUUUCCGUGCUCCCUCAUCUUAAUAUCUUUCGCAUUUACAGAGUUGUUCCGUUUAAUAACGUUGACCACCUGAGAUACCUCUGUGUCAUGACAAAUCGGAAAACAAUCUUGGAGAAGCUACAGUUCAUCUUUGUAGAUCGCUACGUAUUCCGUCAACACUUUGAGACUGUAAGUAUUUCAUUAACCCUUCAGAUAGGACUGAGCUUGCUGCGCAGCUACAUCGAUCCAUGGGGAACUCCGAGCGCUGGCAGGAUUGCUUCCGCUGCUUCACAGCGAAAUGUACUUGUACUGAAUAGUGUAUUAAAUAUUUGUUAUUGCUGGAGAAGCGUCCAAUCUUUUUCAAUGCAGUACAUAAAUUAGAACCAUUAUAAUCACAUCUUAACUCGUUUAGGCUAUCUGGUACCAUUUGAAGACAUUCAAUGAUUAGGGUGAAAGAUAAAUUGAAGGAAUGUUACUUUCAAUCGAAGCUAAAGGGUUAAACAUAGUAACAAUUUUUCGUUGCUUCGUCAAAUCAAAUAUCCAUUUCGAGUACAAACGAUAUCGUCGUUGGACGUUUUCCAAGUGUCAUUCGAAGUGAACGAGAUAUUUCAUUUGGUCGAACGAUGGGAAACCGCUUGCACGCAGCGACUUAGUCAUAGAUAUGCUUAAUCGCGCCGAUACUUCGACAGCGAGGCGAACGUUAAUACGCUCGCGAUAAUUUUACAUAGCUACUAGAGGAAAUAAGUCUGUUUAGUUGCUGUAAAUACACUUUGGUGUGUAACUGGUAAUCGUGAAAUCACUAGACGAUACUGCUUUAGACCUUAUUACCAAAUUACAUUAAACGAUCAAAAAAAAAACACGGAGCGUACAGGACUCAAAUUUCUCCGAGGUUUCGGAUGGUGUGCCGAGUAAUUCAGUUGAUACAGAAGAUCCCACAUGCAAGAGAGAAGCACGAAAUCAAUGUGUUAAAUACCUGUGUAGUUUCGUUCGUGGUUACCAAGCAUAAUCCAGCCUGAAGAUACAAAAUGAAACAAUGCACUUCGUGUAAGUUCAACAAAUGUCGCUAUUCGAAAUUCC
This is a messenger RNA of Nomia melanderi (Alkali bee), 3726 nucleotides long. RefSeq names its product protein-L-histidine N-pros-methyltransferase. Gene Ontology annotation, molecular function: protein-L-histidine N-pros-methyltransferase activity. NCBI's taxonomy places the organism in Eukaryota, Metazoa, Arthropoda, Insecta, Hymenoptera, Halictidae. The record is from RefSeq and is a predicted model, not a curated record.